AUGGAAAUGAUCAACAAGAUGGCAAGCUGCUUGGUUUAUCUAUCAAAGGCUCACCAACACGACACCAAAAGCCGCGUUUUCGCGUGCAAGACAUGCAACAAGGAGUUCCCGUCGUUCCAAGCCUUGGGAGGCCACCGAGCAAGCCACCGCCGAUCGGCGGCGCUUGAAGGCCAUGCACCUCCUUCUCCCAAGAGAGCCAAACCGGUGAAACACGAGUGUCCCAUAUGUGGUGCCGAGUUCUCCGUAGGGCAGGCCUUGGGUGGUCACAUGCGGAAGCAUAGAGGAGGAGGAGGUAGCCGGAGUUUGGCGCCAGCGCCGGUGACUAUGAAGAAAUCCGGCGGCGGUAAUGGAAAGAGGGUAUUGUGUAUGGAUUUGAACUUGACGCCGGUAGAGAAUGAUAAUUUGACGUUGGAGCUUGGGAGGUUGUGA
Eruca vesicaria subsp. sativa (arugula) is the source of this 429-nucleotide messenger RNA. The record is from the annotation of a GenBank genome assembly. NCBI's taxonomy places the organism in Eukaryota, Viridiplantae, Streptophyta, Magnoliopsida, Brassicales, Brassicaceae.